AUGCACGCCCAGUACAGAAGCAACCGCGACACACUCCUCCGGGCGUGCCUGACCCGUGAGCUGGACGGCUGUUUUGUCGACGCCUACGCUUGUCUGAAAUCCCGCGUGCGCGUGAUGCGCCCUGUCCGCACCGACGAGAAGAUCACCGACUUCCUCACCGGCUACCGCACGUGGAUAGAGGGGCCCUCUCCACCUCCGAACCUGAGUUUUCUUGACCCUAGCUCUUGUCGGUGGGUGGCCGCCUUCCAGGUAUCUGUGAUCGGGCCACUCUGUCGCCGGUAUGCCGAGUGGGCCCUUGCGAACCUGGCGCGCACAAGAGGAACAUCUCUAGAUAGCCACGGAGCCGCAAAAAAGGGAGCUGAAUCUGAAGCAGCGCCAGCCCCACAGCCCACCUUGAGCAGGAGCGAGGAAAUACGAAUUUUCCGUGCUCUCUACCGAUACGAGACCUUCUGCCACCUGUUCGGACGAAAUAGGUGCGACCGCUAUGGUGGAUUCCGGGAAGAACAAAUCAAUGAAAGUGUUCUUAUGCCUGUUCGAUCCAUGGGAAAGCCGAAGCUAUCGACUGUAUCAGUCUCUUCAUGCGCGACAAAAGGGGGUAUAAGCAGGUAUUCUGACACGGACGAUGGCAGAUUACAUGGAUGGUACCACCUCUCGCGGCCUCGAGGUGCUAGCCAGGCUUUUGGCAGUCAAGGACCACGAAACUCUCGUCGACAAAGUUGGGGUUGCAUCACGGGCCACCAUAAUGUUGACGCCCCUCUGAGGAAGGUUUUUUGGAAUGUGACACAAAACGGUCGACGUGACGACUCGACGGCGGUCAAUGCCCGGGACGACGCCCAACAAAGGAGGGACCCGAUGGAAUUUGGAGGUGAUAUCCUGCCUCCGGAUGGGCCCCCUUUGGCGUGGGUGCUCUUAUGGGGCGGAAUCUACGCCAACCUAUACGGGGAAUACACACCCAGCUGGCUCAAGGAUUGGGGCUACGUCAUGUGGGACGAGCGUCGGUUGGUAGAGUUGGGGGUGACGGACCUUGUGUCGAGACAGUGGGAGACAGAGCCAGAAGCGAUCAGCCUUAUUGAAGAGUACUACGCGUGGCGCCCCGCGGGGUAUUAG
Messenger RNA from Chaetomium globosum CBS 148.51, 1107 nucleotides. RefSeq lists its product as uncharacterized. The transcript has 2 exons. NCBI's taxonomy places the organism in Eukaryota, Fungi, Ascomycota, Sordariomycetes, Sordariales, Chaetomiaceae. Bases 1 to 1107 code for a protein of 368 amino acids. The record is from RefSeq and is a predicted model, not a curated record.